This is a messenger RNA of Geodia barretti, 212 nucleotides long. Lineage: Eukaryota; Metazoa; Porifera; Demospongiae; Tetractinellida; Geodiidae. The record is from the annotation of a GenBank genome assembly.
UCUAGUACUCAGUCACACCUGUAUCGACAGAUACCGCGAGAGGUGAGCCGGAGUGGCUACGCUGAGUAGCAAUCAGCAGUGCGGGAGGUGCGUAAUCCAUGGUUCAGGAGAAAUACGGGGUACAGUUGACGUCGGAGGAGCGAGAACGGCUCCGGCAAUUGAUCCGAAGCGGCCAGCGGUGUUCCGCACCAAACGGCGGUACGCCGAAGAAG